CUCCCCCAUACGUGUAUUGUCCAGCGGUGCAGGUGGAGGUUCCUACAAUAUAAGAUCUGCUCAGUGGAUAUCUUCUAUAUAGGAUCAUUCUCCUGAUUGACCCAUCAAGGAUGAAUAGAGAUAGGGUCAAGAUAGCAGAGACUAUAUUCAAUCUUACCCUGGAGAUACUAUAUCGCAUUACUGGAGAGGACUACACAGUAGUGAAGAAGACCUCUAGUGAGCACAGUCAGGACCCUGUGUCUGAAGGAUGGGGAGGAACCCUGAGCCCAAUCACAGGGCCUCCACUUCACCCCCUAAUAAAUGAGGAAAUCAAUAAAGAGAAGAUCCUAGAACUCGCCAACAAGAUGAUUGAGCUGCUGACUGGAGAGGUUCCUAUAAGGUGCCAUGGAGUCUAUUUCUCCAUGGAAGAGUCAAAAUGUUUAGAAGGAAACAAAGAUCUGUACAAGGACGUCAUGAUGGGGGAUCACCGGCCUCUCACAUCAUCAGUUAGGUCCGGUAAGAGAAAAACACAGGAGAGGCGGCACAGUCCUCUUGUUCCACAGCAUGGUUCAGAACAACAUCACAAUGUCCCACAGGAUGAUCAGUAUUUGUUUCAGGUUUUGGAUCCAGAUAAAGAUCUGAAAAUGAUUAAGGAUACAGAGACAUAUGUGAAGGGUGAUGAGCAGAGUAUAGAGGACAUUCCUACAGAUAACCGCCCAGAUAACUGUACCAGGAGCUCAGAGGGACAUCUGAAAUCUUCUGACUUUAAAACAGAAGAUUGUGGUAUCUCAGAGGACACUUACAAAGAAGAUGCCAUUAUCCCAGAUAUACCCUUAGUUCUUCACAGCAAACACCCAUUUGAUCCUUUUAAACAGGUCCAAUCUUCUGAUUUAUCACAGCAAAAUAAAAGCCACAGAAAAGCAAAAACAAGGGAGAAGCGAUUUUUAUGUUCAGAAUGUGGAAAAGGUUUUCCCCAUAGAUCAUCUCUUGUUGUACAUAAGAGAAUUCACACAGGGGAGAAACCAUAUGCAUGUUCAGGCUGCGGGAAAUGUUUUACAGAUAGGUCAGCUCUUAUUAAACAUGAGAGAAUUCACACGGGGGAGAAGCCAUAUUCAUGUUCAUACUGUGGUAAAUGUUUCAAUGUCGUAUCAAUUCUUGUUAAACAUCAGAGAAUUCACACGGGAGCAAAGCCUUUUCUAUGUUCAGAAUGUGGAAGAAGUUUUACAGAAAGAUCCGCCCUUAUUACACAUGAGAGAAUUCACUCAGGGGCGAAGCCAUUCUCUUGUUCGGAAUGUGGGAAAUGUUUUACCCAAAAAUCAACUCUUGUUAAACAUCAGAUAAUUCACACAGGGGCAAGGCCAUUUUCCUGUUCAGAAUGUGGGAAGAGUUUUACUCAAAAAUCAACUCUAGUUAAACAUCAGAGAAUUCACACAGGGGAGAAGCCAUUUUCAUGCCAAAAAUGUGGGAAAUGUUUCAAAGAGAAAUCGACUCUUGUUAAACAUGAGAGAAAUCACAUAGGCUUGAGGCCAUUUCCAUGUUCAGAAUGCGGGAAAUGCUUUAACCAAAAAUCAGAUCUUGAUAGACAUAAGAGAAUUCACACAGGGGAGAAGCCAUUUUCAUGUUCCGAAUGCGGGAAAUGUUAUAGACUUAAGGCAGGUCUUGUGGCUCAUCAGAGGAGUCACACAGGGGAGAAUACAGAGGAGUAUUCUGGCUGGCUCGGUGUGAUGGCUUCGAUACAGUUUGAGCAGGACAUGCGACAAGUUAAAGAACACAUAGGUGAAAUGGAAGGUCGCUUAAGUGACCUAGAAGACCAGAUGCCGCCGGUUAAACGAGACAUGCAGCGGGUGAUUCAUAAUGUUACAAUGCUUCUCUCUAAAACUGAUGAUAUGGAAAACAGACUGCAUCGGAAUAAUGUCCGCAUGAUAGGUGUGCCAGAACGUACCGAAGUCCAGGUUGAAGAUUACCAAGGAGAAAGGGAACACUAUCUACAUAAUAUUCAGAUGCCCCGUUUAUCAGAUGAGCAUGGGGAGAUGUUAGAUGGUGAUAUUCAACUAGAGGAAAUGGAAUUGGCAGUGCAAUCCCUUCCUAAUGAGAAAGCGCCUGGUGGGGACGGUCUGCCUGGGGAAUUUUAUAAGAAGCUUCGAGAAGUUUUACUCCCGCGUCUCCUAACUGUGUUUAACGAAUCCUGUAGGACAGUGGUGGAACCAGGCUCUGGGAAGGGAGCCAUCUCCAGCACUUACAAGGCUUUACAAAGUGAAUAUUUGAAAAACUCCCCACUUACGGUUAAGGCGAAAUGGGAGAAGGAUAAGAUGAUUGAGCUGCUGACUGAAGAGGUUCCUAUAAGGUGUCAGGAUGUCACUGUUUAUUUCUCCAUGGAGGAGUGGGAGUAUUUAGAUGGGCACAAAGAUGUGUACAAGGACGUCAUGAUGGAUGAUCACUGGCCCCUCACACCACCAGUUAAGGAAGAGAGAAGAACACCGGAGAGAUGUCCCAGUCCUCUUCUUCCACAGGAUGGUUCAGAAGAACAUCACAAUGUCCCACAGGAUGAUCAGGUUCUGAAUCCGAGUGAAGAUCUGAACAUCAUAUAUGUUACAGAGACAUAUGUGAGGGGUGAUGAGCAGAGUAUAGAGGACCUUCCUACAGAUAACCGCCCAGAUAACUGUACCAGGAGCUCAGAGGGACAACUGAUGACUUUAGAUUUUAAAUUAGAAGAUCAGAGUAUCACACAAGAUACAUAUGAAGAACAUGCCAUUGCUACAGAUAUACCUUCAGACAUUCGAAGCAAAGAUUUGUUAUCUGAUCCUUUCAAACAGGUCCUAUCAACUGAUUCAUCACAGACUGUUAAGCAAAAUAAAAGUCGCAGAAGGGGUGAACAUCAAAGAACUCACACAGGAGAGAAAGCAUUUUCAUGUUCAGAAUGUGGAAAAUGUUUUUACCAAAAAUCUGCUUUUGUUAUACAUCAGAGAAUUCACACAGGGGAGAAGCCAUUUUCAUGUUCACAAUGUGGGAAACAAUACAGCAUUAAAUCAGAUCUUGUUAGACAUCAGGCAAUUCACACAGGGGAGAAACCAUUUUUAUGUUCAGAAUGUGGGAAAUGUUUUAACAGGAAAUCACAUCUUGUUACACAUAGGAGAACUCACACAGGGGAGAAACCGUUUUCAUGUACAGAAUGUGGGAAAUGUUUUAACAGGAAAUUACAUCUUGUUACACAUCAGAUAAUUCACACAGGAGAGAAGCCAUAUUCAUGUUUAGAAUGUGGGAAAUGUUUUACAAACAGAUCAAAUCUUUUGAAACAUAGGCAUAUUCACACAGGUAUGAAACCACAUUCAUGUUCUGAAUGUAGGAAAUGUUUUACCCAGAAAUCAGCGCUUGUUACGCAUCAGAGAAUUCACACUGGGGAGAAGCCAUUUUCAUGUUCAGAAUGUGGGAAAUGUUUUACUGUGAAAUCAACUCUUGUCAGUCAUCAAAGAGCUCAUACGGGGGAGAAGCCAUUUUCAUGUUCAGAAUGUGACAAAUGUUUUCACCAGAAAUCUGAUCUUGUUAAACAUCAGAGAAUUCACACAGGAGAGAAGCCAUAUUCAUGUUCUGAAUGUGGCAAAUGUUUUAAUCAAAAAUCAAUUCUUAUUUGCCACCAUCAAACUCAUACAGGGAAGUUUACAUUUUUUUAAUUAAUUUUUUUAUAUAACAAUAUAUUGGUUACAGUUAUAUAAAGGUCACGCGACAUACAAAAGAAAGGGAAUGCAAUUAGCAGCACUAAAUGAUGAUUAAGAAAUGUAUGCAGUUACCAAUAAAUAUCUGUUAUAAAUAAAAUCCAGAUAACGCACCUAUAUAUCCACCAUGUACACUGAAAAUUUGACAUGAAAGGACCACUAAACCUUUAAAAACAAGA
Molecule: messenger RNA, 3868 nt
Organism: Bufo gargarizans (Asiatic toad)
Lineage: Eukaryota; Metazoa; Chordata; Amphibia; Anura; Bufonidae
Product: zinc finger protein 184-like
Exons: 16
Coding region: 111-3647 (1178 amino acids)
Biological process (GO): regulation of cytokine production; negative regulation of transcription by RNA polymerase II; regulation of immune system process
Source: RefSeq, a predicted model, not a curated record